UGCCAAUCUGCAAUUUUAUGGGGGACAACUGUCUCUGGCAGCCAGGGUACUUGUAGAUUGUAAUCAGACAUAGAAAUAUCUAACGUCAUAGAUACAACGUUCAGGUAAUUUAGCUGAUAAUAUAAUCUCGUGACAUUUUUCAGUAGACAAGCAACCUUGCAAAACCAGCAGUCAGUAGAAAGGCAAGACAGCUAACGUUACUGUUAGCGUAGCUAGCGAACAAACACAUAUUUGGGGGUUUAACGUAAUGAAUAAAAAUGACACAACAACAUACAGUGUACAACUGUGUAUAUAUACGACCUGUCAAGAGGAGUGGCUCGCAAUCUCAGCCCCAUCAUGUUAGGGUGGAACAAUGCUUGGUUCCCAAGACAUUGUGGUGGAAUGUGGAAACACAGAGGUGACAGAGGAGAUCUUCAUGGACUACCUGUCCUUGCUAGGAGAGAACACAUACAGUGGUGACAAGUAUAGGUUGUUUGAGCACAACUGUAACACCUUCACUACUGAGGUGGCCCAGUUCUUAACAGGCCGGAAGAUCCCUUCUUACAUCACAGACCUGCCCUCCGAAGUGCUCUCCACGAAACGCCCAGCUGUCAGGGUCACCAUAUGGGAGAUCCCAUGAGAAACAGACCUGCCUGACCUCAGAGUUUGAGUCACGGCAGAUACUCUAAACUCCCAUGCAUCUGCAUACAUACAUAAAUAUAAGCAUCUUUGUCCUCUCCUCCUUCUGGUGGGUCCAUCACUGAGCCAUUUCCUGAAAUGCCCUUGGGUUGUCCCAUCCGGAGAAUGUGUGUGUGCGUGUUUGUGUGCAUGUAUAUGAGAGUGAAUGAAUGCUCUAUAAUGGGAGCUCUGUGCAACCUUGCUAAUGCCUUUAAUAGUUUUGUUCAUCAGAUCAUAAACGUUCUACCCUCUGGCAACUACCUGCCAGUAUAAAUAUUGUAAUGGCUUGCUGCACAUUUCGUAUAUAUACCCAAGCACGAAUGUAGGCACACAGGCGAUCAAGCACAAACACACUACAAAUGUACCAGCACUUUGAGAUUUGUGCUGUUAUUCUUUUUUUCUUGGACAAUACCCUGCUCGGAGGACACGAUUGGAAAGCAUUGCAUCAAAAUGAGCUGGAUUCAGGAAAUUGCCUUUUUCCCCCAUCCGCACUUACAGUACACAGGGUCGUUCCACCAAUAAGGUGCCUUUUGUCAUAAAGAGCACAUAUUCAACUUAUAAAACAUUGUUUUUCCCAUCUCAAGAGGUUUAAAAAAAUACUAUAGUAAAUGUGUAUU
Molecule: messenger RNA, 1274 nt
Organism: Oncorhynchus gorbuscha (pink salmon)
Lineage: Eukaryota; Metazoa; Chordata; Actinopteri; Salmoniformes; Salmonidae
Product: desumoylating isopeptidase 1-like
Exons: 4
Coding region: 353-619 (88 amino acids)
Biological process (GO): protein modification by small protein removal
Molecular function (GO): peptidase activity
Source: RefSeq, a predicted model, not a curated record